UCCCUACUUCGCAUGUCUACAAACUCCGAACUAGUUUCCGUGCCUCUCCGCUGCCCGAAUUCUCCACUCUCUGCAUCCAGGGGUCCCCUCCCAGCGUCUACCCCCGGCCUCAGGGGUACCUAGUCGAGCCAGGGGGCAGCGGAUCCCGCGAGUGGAGAGGCCAGGUGAGCCCUGAAAGGUGGGGCGGGGCAGGGGCGCUCCAGGCCCCACCCCAGGAUCCGGUGACGCCGGGGCUGGAAUUUGACACCGGACGGUGGCGGGCAGGAGGCUGCUGAGGGAUGGAGUUGGGCCCGGCCCCCAGACACGGCCCACGGGCUCUGCCAGCAGCAGGUCCCUCGGGCCCCCGCCCUCGCUGUGACCCGAGCCGGAGCCCCACACCCGAGGUAAACCAGCCCGCCUGCCCAUCCCUGGUCCCAGCCCUGGAUGGACGCUCCUGGGGCUAGAGGGAGCGGGCAGGACCAUCCCCCUCCACUCCUUCCUCGCAUCCUCCCUCUCCUGGGCCCGCAGCGCAGCUCUCUGCCCCUCCCAGCCCCUUCAGUCCCUCUUGUCGCUUGUUGGACUGUGCUGGCCCAGCCCGCCUGCUGUAAUGUGAGGCUCCCGCUGCCACUACAGGGCUCAGACUGGCUGCCAAGGCCACACUUUUGGCUAAAAGAGGUGCUGCCAGGUGCACAGCCCUGGGCAUGAGCCAUUUGAGCUGCAGGGGAAAGCCCACCACUGGUCCCAGGAAAAGUGCCUAGAAGAAUACGGUGCAGGACCCCCGUGGUGAGUAGCGGGCUCCUGGAUGGGGAGAGGAGGGCUGGAGGACCAAGUGGCACCAGACUGCAGGGAGGGAGAGGUAGGGCCUGAGCUGCCAUCAAGGGACAUGCUCCUGGGCUCCCCCUAGUGCAGAGGGUCCUUAGGGUUGCCUUGCCUGGCUUUCCCUCCAUCAGUGAGAAUAGUCACCGGCCUGGCCUGGAGGGCCCCGAACCCACUCAGCUGACAGGCGCAUACCUGGCCUUGGAGGACCACCCCAGGAAGGUCUGGGGAGGUCUGUCCCACAGGUGUGCAGGCAUUCUGUGUGCUAGGGGAUGGGGAUGAGGGUGACAGCUGGCACCCAAGGGAAGGACAGAUAAUGAGGGCUCCUGAAGGCUUUGGGGCCCCAAAGGGGUGUUUGGGUGUGCCAGCCAGUGGGAGCUCAGGAAGGCUGGCUGGGAUCAGGAAGGAUGGUUCACAGGACAGACUUCUAGGAACAAGGCUAGGCUGCUAGAUCCACAGAAGGCUGGAAGAGGGGCAGACCUAGAUAAGCUCCCAAAGUGGCUCAGCUCUAAGAGACCAAGCUCCUGUGGAAGCCUGGCUGGCCCUCCCGGGAGUGCCUCAGGCGACUCCCGCUGAGAAUAUGGGAAAGCCCACCGCUCCUUUGGGUCUGCAGGCUUGGCAGACUCUGCCCUCUGGUGGCCAUAGCAGGCUAUGGCCAGGCCCCAUGUUUUCAGAGGGCCCAACAACCCUCACCAUCUGCUGGCUCUGGAGGGACAUCUGUGGUGCUAAGAGAGAACUCAGGCAGCUCUGGGUCCAGAACAGAGAUCACACAGGAACAAGGCACAGCAGCUCUGGGUGGGCAGCAGAGGCUGAGACCUGGGCCUCACUGUCGUCAGAUAACUCAGAGUGACCAUCAAGUUCCCUAAUUCUUCUCCAGGCCUCCUUUUCCUCCCCCACAGCAUGGGGUGAAGGCUUUCUGUAGGGCCAAAUGUGUCCAGCUCCUACCUUCUCCAGCCAAUCCUGGCAGCUCCAGCCCUACAGCACAGACAGGAAGGUUCUGGGAAAAGAGGACCUUCCCUCCCCCCUGGCUAUGUGGGCCCAGCCUUGCGACCUUAGACAAUCACUGAGCUUCUCUGAGCUUUGUUCAUCUGGAAAAGGGAGAUCAAGUCAUUUGCCUCCUGGAGUUUUGAAAGAGGGAAUAGCUGCAAAGCACCUACCACAUAGUAAGGUUCUCAACGCAGCUGCUUCUCCUGGGUUGAGUCCAGCUGUUCAAGCCCCCGUUCCUUACCUGGAGAAACUGAGGCGGAAGGAUGACCCCUCAAAAGAUAACUCAUCUCUCAAUUUACAAGGUGUCUCAAGAGGAGGGUAGGGGAACAGGUCAACAAAGGCUGAUGGGAGCUCCUGGUGUUGGCAGAGAUGGAACUUGGACUUGGAGGCCUUUCCGCACUGUCCCACCGUCCCUGGCCUAGGCGGCAGCCUGCCCUGUGGCCGACCCUGGCUGCUCUGGCUCUGCUGAGCAGCGUCGCAGAGGCCUCCCCGGGCCCUGCGCCCCGCAGCCCCGCCACCCGCGAAGGCCCAGCGCCAGUCCUGGCGCCCCCCGCCGGCCACCUGCCGGGGGGACGCACGGCCAGUUUGUGCGGCGGAAGAGCCCGGCGGCCGCCGCCCCCGCAGCACCCGCGCCCGGCACCCGCGCCGCCCGCGCCCCCGUCUGCUCUUCCCCGCGGGGGCCGCGCGGCGCGUGCCGGGGGCCGGGGCAGCCGCGCGGGGGCGCGGGGCUGCCGCCUGCGCUCGCAGCUGGUGCCGGUGCGCGCGCUCGGCCUGGGCCACAGCUCUGAUGAGCUGGUGCGUUUCCGCUUCUGCAGCGGCUCCUGCCGCCGCGCGCGCUCCCCGCACGACCUCAGCCUGGCCAGCCUGCUGGGCGCCGGGGCCCUGCGGCCGCCCCCGGGCUCCCGGCCCGUCAGCCAUCCCUGCUGCCGACCCACACGCUACGAGGCAGUCUCCUUCAUGGACGUCAACAGCACCUGGAGGACCGUGGACCGCCUGUCAGCCACCGCCUGCGGCUGCCUGGGCUGAGGGCUCUUUCCAGGGGUGUCCAUAUGGGACCCUUGGCCGUGAAUCUUCCUCCUGGGACCCGCAGGGCCUCACUGGCCUCAGUCCUCAGCCGCGUGAGUGAGGGACAUCAGGCCUGGAGAGAUGGAGGGUGACCGACCAGCAGCCGCAGCACCCUCACCCUGCAGAUCCCAGCCCUACAGACACCAGAGACCUCAGCUGUGGAGACCCUAGGACCCACUUCUCACCGACUCUGGCACUGGCCAGGCCUCGGGACCCCUCUGGAGAACCCAGCCCUAACUGACGGCCCAGGCCCCAGCCCCUGCCCAGGCCCUGGGGGGUGGGGGGGCAGAAUUUGGAGGAGACACAUUGCAGUUCCAUGGCUGAAAGUGCCUGUGCUGGAGCUGGCCUUGUACUCACUCGUGGGAACUGGACCCUUAUUUAUUAUUUCUAAGUUAUUUAUUUA
Molecule: messenger RNA, 3250 nt
Organism: Lemur catta (Ring-tailed lemur)
Lineage: Eukaryota; Metazoa; Chordata; Mammalia; Primates; Lemuridae
Gene: ARTN
Product: artemin
Exons: 3
Coding region: 2152-2808 (218 amino acids)
Molecular function (GO): growth factor activity; glial cell-derived neurotrophic factor receptor binding; receptor tyrosine kinase binding
Source: RefSeq, a predicted model, not a curated record